Messenger RNA from Salvelinus fontinalis (brook trout), 6847 nucleotides. RefSeq names its product mitogen-activated protein kinase kinase kinase 21-like. The record is from RefSeq and is a predicted model, not a curated record. Bases 996 to 4157 code for a protein of 1053 amino acids. NCBI's taxonomy places the organism in Eukaryota, Metazoa, Chordata, Actinopteri, Salmoniformes, Salmonidae. Gene Ontology annotation, molecular function: JUN kinase kinase kinase activity; ATP binding; protein binding. Gene Ontology annotation, biological process: protein phosphorylation. The transcript is spliced from 11 exons.
GCAGCGUUCGCAAACUUUCCAGGACCAGCCAGACGCUGAAUAGUGUGUCAGACAGUUCGGAUAAGUCUAGUUGGAGCGAUGGCGGUGCCGAACGGGUUGUUUUGAGGGAAGUUGCGGAAACGUUUGAUAUCUUUCGGAUCCUAGCGAAUCAUUUCAACGCAACAAAACGUUCCAUUGGUGGUUACACGACAAGACAUUAGCAGAAUGUAUGCUCCAAAUGUUCAAGUGUCAGUGCAGUAACGUUACUAUAGUAGUAUAGCGAAUGAGUUAGCUGGCCAGCUAAAGGUUUUGGAGAGCGAUUCAACUAACGUUAGCUAAACUUGCCAGCUAAAAGCUAACUGAAAACUAAACUUGGCAAUAGUGUAGUUACCAACAAUAAUAUAGCUAAUCCUGGUGUUGGUUUAUGUUUCUGGUGUUUAACCAAAGUUUAUUUCGAUAAUGUGACUGCAGGUACUGUUUUGGUACUUGAUAAACGUCAUAGCCUGAAAAUUCAGGAGCUAACGUUUUCACGUAUAGCUAUGCCUUUUUUGCUAGCUACUAAAUUAGGUAGCUGCUAACGUUAGUACAUUUAGCUAUGCACUUUUUGCUAGUUACUAAGUUAAGUAGCUGUAAUGGGCUUAUUUUUCACUCUGUCCGUGUUGGGACUGGGUAAACUUUAAUGUACACUUUUUGAUAAGUAGCUCGUUAGCUACAUAAAUAUGCUUUGUUUUUUCCAACUAGCGAACUUUAUAGCACGCUAGGUAUUAGCUAGCUAGUUUUACCUAGCUAGUUAGUUAUCAAAAGUUGACCCACAAAGAAACUCCCUGUGGGGACGUGGAGAGAUGAAAGUAGCAAACGAGUUUUACCAAGACUUUGGAAUACCAUGCUGGAACCGUCUUGCCCAUUUGUGAUAUCGUUCUGAACGAUUCAGGGGCAUUCGGAUUAGAGGUCCUUUGAUCGUUUGCUUUUUCGUCAACAGUUUGCACCCUAUAUGGUGCGGCUACAGCCACCGAGAAAUGGAUGUUUCCAAGGGCGGUUUCCAAAACGGUGAGGGGCGACCGAAAGACACGGGAGAGCAUGCCUGGACAGAUUCCCCCACUGCAAGAGCUUGGGCUCAUUCUGCUCCCCUGUCCCGAUCGCUGUGGACGGCAGUGUUUGACUAUGGAAGUACUGGAGAAGACGAACUUAGUCUGCGGCGGGGGGACAUUGUUGAGGUCCUCUCGAAGGAUGCUGCCAUCUCGGGAGAUGAAGGAUGGUGGACGGGUAAAAUUAACCAUCGAGUCGGGAUUUUCCCUGCAAAUUAUGUUACCUAUCAACCUGCCAUUUACAGACUUCCAGACGGUAGCACGGUAGGGGUGAGGGAGCGUCCGAGUACUCCCAUCCAAAUAGAUUUUAGCGAACUCGUUUUAGAGGAAAUAAUCGGUGUCGGGGGAUUUGGUAAAGUUUACCGAGGGGCAUGGAAGGACCAAGAGGUCGCUGUGAAGGCAGCGCGACAGGAUCCUGACGAAGACAUCACUGCAACUUCGGAUGGUGUUAAACAAGAGGCCAAGCUCUUCUCUAUGCUACAACAUCCCAAUAUAAUAAAACUUGAAGGUGUUUGCCUUGAGGAGCCGAACCUGUGCUUGGUGAUGGAAUAUGCUCGUGGAGGGACUCUUACCCGGGCUUUGACUGGUCGGAGGAUACCCCCACACAUUCUUGUCAACUGGGCUGUUCAAAUCGCCAGGGGCAUGCACUACCUACAUGAGGAGGCUGUUGUGCCUAUUAUUCACCGCGACCUGAAAUCCUGCAACAUUUUAUUACUUGAAAAAAUCGAGAACGAUGACAUUGGAAGGAAGACCUUGAAGAUCACAGACUUUGGCCUGGCCAGAGAGUGGCACAACACCACCAAGAUGAGUGCUGCUGGCACGUACUCAUGGAUGGCCCCUGAAGUCAUCAAGUCCUCUCUCUUCUCCAAAGGCAGCGAUGUCUGGAGUUAUGGUGUUCUUUUAUGGGAGCUGCUGACAGGAGAGGUGCCUUACCGUGGGAUUGAUGGGCUGGCUGUGGCCUAUGGUGUGGCUGUCAACAAGUUAACCCUCCCUAUUCCAUCCACCUGCCCAGAACCCUUCUCCAAGCUCAUGGAAGAGUGCUGGGAGCAGGACCCCCACAUCCGGCCGUCGUUUGCCUCCAUCCUGGAGCAGCUAACAGCCAUAGAGGAAGCCGUGAUGGCCACCAUGCCCCAGGACUCCUUCCACUCCAUGCAGGAGAACUGGAGGGUGGAGAUCCAGGAGAUGUUUGAUGAGCUCAGGACAAAAGAGAAGGAGCUGCGUUCACGGGAGGAGGAGCUGACGCAUGCGGCGCUGCAGCAGAAGUCCCACGAGGAGCUGCUGAAGAGGAGGGAGCAGCAGCUGGCGGAGCGAGAGAUCAACGUGUUGGAGAGGGAACUCAACAUCCUCAUCUUUCAGCUCAACAAGGACAAGCCCAACGUCAAGAAGAGGAAGGGCAAGUUCAAACGCAGCCGCCUCAAACUCAAGGACGGCAACCGCAUCAGCCUGCCCUCAGAUUUCCAGCACAAGAUCACGGUGCAGGCGUCACCCUCCAUGGACAGUAGGAGUCUGAACACCAGCCCCCCCAGCAGCCCCACACUCAUACCCCGCCUCCGGGCCAUCCAGUUGUGCGCCCGAAUUGACAAAAUCCGAAGGGACAGUAUGUAUGUGUAUCACCAAGAUGUGGAUAUCACCAGCGAGUGCCAGUCCUCUACUGGGGUUAGGAAGAAAGUGACUCUGGACGAGAGCAACAGGACAUGGGGACGAAGCACCAUCUACAAGCCGGAGGAGUUUGAUGACGUCAAGAAGGGGAUUAAGAAGAAGGGGCGAACGUGGGGACCGAGCUCCGUUCAGACCAAGGAGCGGGGAAAUUAUGCUGAAAGAGUGAGGCCACUGUCUGAUGGAAACAACCCCUGGUCCACAAGUCUGGGGAAGUCCCAGAAGUCUGUUCCGUUGGCUGCGUUGUUUGCAGAGCAGCAAGCCUGUCUCUGUCCUCGUCCUUCAUGUUCAGGGACCAGUAAAGAAGAGAUGUGCUCGCCAGAUGGAUCGGACAACACCAAACCAAAGCAACUGAAGUUCCCCAAUCAGGUGUACAUCGAUCUACCUCUGUGGAAAGAUGAGAAGCAGCAGUGGGGCGAGGGGAUGGCAGGAAGCUGCCCUGGGGAAAGCCUGGAGGACUCCAGCACCACCUCAGCCAGCUCCACCAGCACCACCCCCCAGCACACCCCCACCAACAGCCUGAAGAGGACCUCCGCUCGUCGCCGGACAGACACCGUACUCUACUGCUGUGCCUCUAUGCUGGCCUCGGUGGCAUUGGGCUUUGACCUGCGUGACGUGCUCAAGGCCCCACCGGCAGAUGACCCUGAGCCUCAGCCCAGCGUGGAGAAGAAAAAGAAAGAGGGUCUGUUCCAGCGCGCUACACGCUUCCCUGGUGGACGUUCUUCCCAUAAGGAGGAGGCAGCCUCCCAAAGCCCCAUCAACCUCAUCUCCAUGUCUUCCAUCUCAGUGUAUAACUCCACCAAGAGCCUCCUGCGGUCAGCCUCGGAGGGGCCAGAGCCCAGCCCUGUGAAGGAAGUGGCCCCUGUCAACCUGUCGCACCCCAGGCCACAGCCCAGCAGCGGCUCUCAGCCCCAGGUUCCAGAGGCGCCCGGCCGCAGGACUCCGGCCUCCCCCCUCCCCCAGCCUGCUGCCCUAGAGAAGACUCACAGUCAAAGCAUGGGCUCUCGCCUCCGGAGGAAGAAGUCAGCCAUCAUCCAGGACACUAACGGUACAUCUGGCUCUCUCACAACUUCAUCGGGACAGUCUUCCACCACGACCUCUCAGAAGAAGAAGUCUGACAGGGAGGACACCCCAAAGAGAGCAGCUAGUGGGGAGACUGUCACCUCCAGGUCCCGGCCUUUGUCCCUCCGGGGCAAACCCCACUCAUGGGGUCUCCUGAGGGGCCGCAACAAAAGCUACUCCCUGGGCCACUAUUCUGGAGAGAAGAGCGCCAGGAGCCUCAACAUCGUCCUCUCUUCCGCCGAGGUCAAGAUGGACUGCUCUCUGCUGGAUAUGGACACGGAGGGGCAGAAACGUGACUGUACCGUGCCCCUCUGCCGAAUUCAGAGCGGCCCCAGUCGCCCCUCCGUCUUCGACCUAGAGAAAAAAUUCUUGUGAUAGCAGAAAUAAGCUGCCUUAUUACCAGGAUCCAAUCUCUAAGUAACGUUUAUGAGUUGGAUCAACAAGUCUUAUUUGACAUUCCAGGGCAUUCCACUGCCCUCCUGUGGCUUUUACCUGAAUGUAGGCCACUGCUGCUGAACACUAUUUAUUCUGUAAUAUUUUGAUAGGUAAUUUAAUAUUGGAAAAACGUGUUUCAAUAGCAUCAGGUUGAUUGAACAACGAAGGAACACAUUUAAUUUUUUGUUGUUGCAGAAAUGUUGACAUUUUUGUGCGCACAUACUGGUUAGGACCAUGGCAUCUUAAGUUACAAAAUGAUGCUUACGUUAAAAUGUUAAUUUGCUUUUGUCUGUGGAUCUUUUAUACUCCGUUUUGAUUUAAUGCUGGUAAUUAUUUUGUAUUGUAUUGAUUUUGUUUUUAUAUUGACAGAUACAACAGUGUUUAUUUUAGGAUGAGUUCUGUCCCAUGUCUGAGAGGUAAUAUUGAAGUCAUCAACAUGUGGCGCAACUGACAGAUUUACAAAUGUAGGAUCUUAAUUUGAGCCAGUUUGCUACAGCAGGAAAAUAAUGCUGCAGCAGGACAGUUCUUCUGCAACAGGGUGAUCAAAUUAAGAUCCUACAUCUGUAACAGUGCAACCAACAACACUGGAGAACCUAGUCUCAACACUGAAACACUAAACCAGGCCUGGUCAGCUUCUACUUUACCACUAUACGACAAGCCUUACCAGCAGCUGGACUAGUACCAGUACUGUACAUAAAGACUAUUCAGCAUUAUUAGCUGCUAUGGUUUAUGUGGAAUAUGACCAUUUGGCUCGAAAUCAGUUCACAUGGGGGUUAGUCUACCUAGGUUCCUGUGAAAACACUAUUUUGAAGAACAAAGAGAUGGGAAUUAAAUAUAUUUCAAUACUUGUUUGAGUAACAGUUAAAUGCUGUAUUUCUUAGCAAUUAUUUUCAUAUUAACAUAAAAAGCUGACAGGAACUGUCUCUGAUGCCACUAGACUACACAAAUUGUUAUCAUCUGAAUAUUCAGUCCCCAUUUAAGUACCAUGCAAGUCAUUAGUACCGAGCAACAAGUAAAACUGUCCGUAAAUAUCCAAUGUAUUGUUGUUCGUCCCCAUUUACAAAGGAAUACCGAAUGUUAAAUCUCUCUUUUUGUAGUUCUGUUUAAAUCAUGAGCACUGUCUCUUUAUUUAAAUCGACAUUCCUAACAGUACAUCCCAGACAGGUGUUGAAGUCACUACAACUGGAAGAAUAGCUUUUUUUAACACUGCCUUUUGAGAUCAAAUCUCAUCAUUGUCAAAGCUGGAGUCCCUGCUAUAUCCUGACAUGUUAAGCAUUCCAUUAAUUGAACAACAACUUAAGUCUUUUUUUUGCCUUAUCUUCCUUUUUGUUAGCAUUGUGUUAGCUCUGUGUGAGGAAACUGGUUCAAGUGAUUGAGAUGACAACAUACAGUACAUACUGAUCAAACCUGUUUAUCAGUGUUUCUGUUCACACCACAGAAUCCCAGCGUUGUUUUAUCUUCAUGUAUCCCCAUGUUAACAGGAAUAUGUCAGUUGACCUCAACCUUCUUACUUUUAUACUCGCAAGCAUACUUAAACCACUUCAAGAAUGGCUGUCUGAUUAGAAUGAUAGGUCUUUGAACCAGUGUGAAUCAUCAAACCCUCCAUGUUCUUUCUGGAAAUGUAAAUCAACUCAAGAUGACCAUACCAAACAAAUGUGAAUCCAUACCCUCUUUACCUUGUGUAGUGUCAAUACCUGGAAAUCAAGACCAAAAUGCCUAUUUUUGUUGUCUUAGUAUCUUGGAAUGAAAAUGGACUGAAAUACAGUAAUUAUAAUGAAAUAGUAUUCUCUGAAAUGUUUCAUGUUGGGUCUCAAAUCAAUUAAUUAAUUAUGCUGCAAGUAGUCUCACUGUGGGAGGCAAAUAUUAAUUUGCAGACAUGCAGUAUGACAUGUCUUCUCAAUAACCUGCGUGGACCAACAGCUGCAAUAGUGCUGUGUAGAUGUUAUGAGGACAUGGUCAAAGAAACUCUGGUGACGUGACCACUUUUCAGACUCCUCUCUGAGUGUAAUAACCUGUAGUAGGAUGACUAGGUGAUGAUGAUAUCCAGCCUCUGGAGGACCAUGUAAGCCAAUAGUUUAGUCUUAUACAGUAUGGCUCAUGGUUAUGAUAGAGUUUGCUACAGCACAUAUAGUAUGAGACUAGGCUAGCAGGGCGAUUGACAAAGCACAAUCAUUCCACUCGUGUGAGACAUUCAGACUUCCCGUACACUAAGUGCUUGUGUAGUUGGAGUGGUGUUGCACUCAACAAGCUGCAAGAUACACGGGAAGGAGCUCUGCUGUUGAUCUGCAGACAGUCUGUGUUGAGAGACAAAAUAAUGUAAUGUCUCCUGUUCCCAAAACUUUCACCAAAGCUCAAAGUUCAUGAGACAGAUUUUUUAUACUGUAUUUUUAACCAGCCAUUUGGUUUGAAAUUAUUUAAGUCAAAUUGACAAAUGUAUUUUAUUUAAAAAAAAAGUUUGUUACAUAGUACCCAUCUACAUACUUUUAUUUGUGACCUAGUGUAUGUACAGUAUUCUAGUUUUUUGGUCUCAGAAUAAAUCACCUGUAUGGUGUUUUAAGGAACAAUGUUUACCCCUCAGGAGUGGCUUUGGGAUUAAUAGAUUUUUCUCCUACUACUUAGACGAGGUUAAA